UUGGUUUGUUCGGUCUGCGUGAUGCUUGGAAUAAGAGGCUGCUUUAAGGAUUAUGCCAGUUUGUAAGAUAAUAACAAUGAGCCACAAGACACUCGUCAUUGCCUUCAUGCUUUUUUCUAACAUCAUCAUUGGGUCAGGACAAGAUUUAAAACUGUCAGUGAAUGUUGUUGAUGGCGAGGUGGUCGUCCUUUGGAAUAAACCGAGAAAUGCCACAUCAGACAUCAAGUACAAUGUACAAAUGGCCAAGUAUCUUGGAACAUGGGACAUGGUUGGCGGCUGCACGGGGGUCACAAAGACCUACUGUGACCUAAGUAGGCUCAUACAGGAGUAUAGACAUGCCUACAAGGUCAGAGUUCAGACGGUAGACAGAAACAUCACGUCUGGGUGGACGGUGAAGAAAUUUCUACCAAGUACAAGCAACCUGCUGCCUCCAUCCUUCACUUUAUUCGCCACAUCCAGCACUAUAACAGUUCAUGUUCAUCAAAAACCUGUUCUGAGAAAACUCUUUCCAUUUGGGGUUACAUACAUCAUGUACUUGGAGGAAAAAGGUCAAGAUGACAAAAAGACCAAAUUAUAUCUGACGGAUGACUUAGACCAGAGGUCUAAAACUUUCACUUCUCUUCACUGGGGGGUUGAGUACUGCAUCAGCAUCAUGGUGGAGGGAAACGGCGCUCUAUCCACGAGCGAUUUGUCGCCGGAACAAUGCCUACAGCUUCCAGAACAUGGGUGGUUCAUAACUGCUGUGGCAUCCCUGACCGCUUUGGGCGUGCUGGCUUUGGUGUCCGUGGCAGCCAUUGGGCUCCUUUGUCACCUGAAUCGUCCAGUGAAGACGCCUGCCGCACUGAAAUGCACUGCACGUGACUGGCGGCCACUAUCUGUAAGAGAGAGCUCAAUGGAAGUUGUCAUAGACAAAGGCUGGUUCCUGUCCGGCCGCAGAACAGAAGAGAAAAACCCGGUCACACUUCAUGAUUUGGAAUACGAAGAUCAAACAGACAAAGACCGGAGGACUAGCCUGGACAGUGGCCUGAGCAUGGGGUCCACUGAAGGGCUGAGGAGACAGGAGGACAGCGGUUGCGAGAGCAUGGCAGGAACGGAGUGUUCAAGGGACAAUGGGAUAGUUUAUCCCCAACUGGAUAAUACUGACAAGAGGAAGGAGGAUAGUGAGGUGGGGCUCAGGUAUAAAUUGGACUCCUCCACCUUGAACAAUGUAGGAACGUUGGGAAAUUAUCACAGCCAAUGCCCUGGCCUGAGGAAUCAUGUCGGGGAUGAGGAGUCGAAACAGAUCCUCCCAGGUGUGGUUUUAGCCGAAGCGAUCUCUGGCUACAAGGCGGGAACUCAGUCAUGCAUCUGCUCUGGUCCAGCCCAGUGCAUUUGGUGCCUCCAACGCAUGGUCCAAGAGGCUGAAACCAUGCAGCAGCACAAAGACAACUUCAUUAUAGACGUUACAAGAAGGAAUAAAAUAGCCAUGAAUGACUUGGAAACAGGGGAAGCUUUCCCAUUCCUGACAGCUCUAACAGGAGAGAUAAGCCCGAGCAUGGACUGUAAUGUGCUGCUGGACACGGACUGA
Nerophis lumbriciformis (worm pipefish) is the source of this 1567-nucleotide messenger RNA. The record is from RefSeq and is a predicted model, not a curated record. NCBI's taxonomy places the organism in Eukaryota, Metazoa, Chordata, Actinopteri, Syngnathiformes, Syngnathidae.